Messenger RNA from Trematosphaeria pertusa, 1566 nucleotides. RefSeq names its product glycoside hydrolase family 79 protein. The coding region runs from base 1 to 1566 and encodes 521 amino acids. Lineage: Eukaryota; Fungi; Ascomycota; Dothideomycetes; Pleosporales; Trematosphaeriaceae. The record is from RefSeq and is a predicted model, not a curated record. The transcript is spliced from 3 exons.
AUGGCUCUUGCGAGCUUGGUAUCGUUCGCCCAUACCGGCGUACAAGCGGCAGAACCGAAUCGCUUCGUUUCUCUCAAUGUUCCGUUACGACUCUUCUCUCAAAUCCGACCAAUUGAUGGAUCGUGGCAGUCCUUCUCCAUCGAAUUCUCAUACAUGGCUGACUACUUGGGUAAUAUGAGCCACCCGAACAUCCUUAGCCACAACCUCCUCACCAACCUCCUGGAUCGCUCCGGCAAGAACGUGAUUAUUCGUGCCGGAGGCUCAACAGCCAAUAUCGCGCUCUUCAACGAAUCCCAACCCUACGCCAUCGAAAACUUCUUCAACGGCAGCACCAACGUCGGCCUCACGGGUGCCAACACCGACCAGCCCUCUAAGUCCAUCCUCGGCCCUGCGUGGUUCGAAGCUUUCCAAACCGCACCCAAUGGCACGCAGUACAUCUAUGACCUCAAUUACCGCGACAAUAGCACUGCCGGUGUGAACGCUACCGUCGAUGUCGCAAAGCGUGUGUAUGACAUCCUCGGCCCCAGUCUUUACGCUUUCGAGUUGGGUAACGAGAUGGAUAAUAAGUGGAACCAUACGUAUCGACCCGAUAACUGGGGUCCGGAGCUGUAUACACAAGAGUAUCUGGAGUAUACGAAGUUGUUCGAAGAGCACGUGUUCAAGGAUCCGAUUGCUGCGCCAAUGUUUCAGAUGGGCACGUUGAUGGGGAGCGGUGGGGCGUUUAUCAAUCAGCCGUGGAACUCGGAGGUUAUUUUGGGGCUGGGGAUUGAUCGGUACGGGCAGAUUAAAAGUGCUUCACAACACGACUACCACGGCAGCAACUGCAAAUCCACCAAAGAAAUCGCCACCCUCCGCCAAAACCUCCUCAACCACACUAACGUCGUCACCCGCGCGUACCCGCACAUGCACAUGUCGCCCGUCGUCGACCGCUACGGUGUCGAAUACGUGAUUGGCGAAACAAACAGCAUCUCCUGCCAGGGCCGCGACCUUGUCUCCAACGUGUUCGGCUCUGCGCUGUGGUACCUCGAUUACAGUUUGUACAUUGCGAGCGCGACUAUGGUAAGCAAGAUGUACUGGCAUAUGGGUACCCCAUAUCGCUAUAGUCUCUGGAGUCCGUUUCUGGCUGAGGUGAAUAGUCAUUCGGCGCUGGUGAGGCCAAGUUAUUAUGGUGCAUUGGCGAUUAGUGAGGUGCUUGGUGGUAGUGAAGGGGAUGGAAGGAAGAGACAGGUGCAUGCGGUGCUAGAGGAGGAGACUCUCGUCGCGUAUGCGGUGUAUGACAGUGGGCGACUGGACAGCCUAGUGGUAGUGAAUAUGGAGCCGUGGAAUGCGACGCAGACCGGACCCAGGCCAUAUACGCGGUUUUGGCUCCCGGAGAGGUUGAUGGGAAGUGCGAGGGUGAAGAGAUUGACGGCGCCGGGGAGCGACGUCAAGACAGGGGCAACUUGGGGCGGGCAGACGGUUGACGAAGAGGGGAAUGUUGUGGGGAGAAUGGUGGCGGAGUCGUGGAAUGCUGGGCAGGCGAUGGAUGUUGGGUAUGCCGAAGCUGCUGUGCUGUGGUUCAAGUGA